UCGCCAUGUUGUCCAUGCUUAACGUGACGUGGGCCUCGCGAUGUUUCAGAGAGGAGGGGAGUGUCAAAUUCCAGGAGAGAGGAGAGGGAGUCGGAGAUAGGGGCGCAAAGUUACAUUGCAAGCUCUUUGCAAAAAUGGGGGAUGACCGACCUUUUGUGUGUGCUGCCCCUGGCUGUGGACAGGGCUUUACCAACGAGGACCACUUGGCGGUACACAAACACAAGCACGAGAUGACGCUCAAGUUUGGACCAGCCAGAACGGACUCGGUCAUUAUUGCAGACCAGACUCCAACGCCCACCCGCUUCCUCAAGAACUGCGAGGAGGUGGGCCUGUUCAACGAGCUGGCCAGCUCCUUCGAACACGAGUUCCGCAAAGCGCAGGAGGAUGACGACAAGAGGUCCAAGAACCCUCUCACAGCAGCCAGCCACGCCGCCGCUCAGGGUCUGCAGACGCCGUCGGACGUCAAGGUGAAGGAGGAGGACCCCGUGGAGGUGGACUCCUCCCCGCCGUGCAGUCCCGGCUCCAUCUCCAGCGACUCCGAUGGGGGCUAUGGGGACCCCCCGUCCAUGAAAAGGGACACCCCGCCCCGCAGCUCGGCCCCGACCCCAACCAUCGUGCGGCCAGGGUCCCUCCCGCUCCACCUUGGGUUCGACGCCCUUCAGCCGACCAUGCCCUCCCCCACCUCCGUCAUCACCCAGACACCACCCUCCAAUCGCACCCUGGGCUCUCCCACCAGCCACUACCCCAUGAUGAUGCUCCCCAAUGGGCAUGCAGUGCCGGUGCUCCCAGGACCAGUGCAGAUGCCCUCUGUCAUCAACCUGGCCCGGCCCGUUUGCAUGGUGCCCAACAUUCCUGGGAUCCCUGGACCUCCCAUGGGAGGCAGCAGCAGUGGCUCCAGCUCCCCCUCUGGCUACAGCAUCCACUCCGAGGCAAAGAUGCGUCUGAAGGCGGCGCUGUCGCAGCAGAGCCCAUCCGGCCUGGGCAUGGGGGGCAUGGGAGGCAUGAUGGGCAUGGGCUGCAGUCCCAUGGUGCCCCAGAGGGCCGAGCAGAGCCAGCUGUUGGUGCAGCACCCAGACGCCCCGUCCCCCGCACAGCCACAGUUCUCCCCGGCCCAGCCCACCGGCGGGAGGCGGAGACGCACGGCUGAGGACGACCCCGACGAGCGGAGGCAGCGCUUCCUGGAGAGGAACCGGGCGGCGGCUUCGCGCUGCCGACAGAAGCGCAAGGUGUGGGUCUGCUCCCUGGAGAAGAAGGCCGAGGAGCUGAACUCCAUGAACGUCUCGCUGUCGAAUGAGGUGUCACUGUUGCGAAACGAGGUGGCUCAUCUGAAGCAGCUGCUGCUGGCUCAUAAGGACUGUCCUGUCACCAACAUGCAGAAGAAGACGGCCUACCUAGAGGGGGGCAUGAAGGAGUCCAGCGAGCCCAUCGGCUCCCCGGCCCCGGUGAUCCAGCACAGCUCCCUGGCCCCAAGCCCCUCGGCGGGGCCCAACGGCCUGAGCUCGCGGGCGGCAGCGGAGGCCAUGGCCAUGUCAGUGCUGGCGGGCAUGGGCCAGCAGCGUCACCACCACCACCACCACCACAACAACAACCACCACCACCACCACCACCAGAGGGCUGAAGGCGGAGCUUCCCACGUCAUCAUGGCUGUACAGUCCCACUCUAGUGCCAGAUGAUGAGCCAGGUCACCGCCGCCCAGGCAUAGCUUACACUUCACCACCAGGGGGCAGAGUCGGAGCAAGGAAAAAGAAACCUCGCUGACCCCAAAGAGUCCGAACACCUGAACUAUUGCCUGUCUCCUUUGCCUCCGCUUCUUUCUUUUUUUUACCCUCCAGUGGAGCCAUGUUGCUGAAGCCUGGAGCUCAGCAGCAAGCCUUCUGGGAAUAGACUGAGACUAUUGAGAGAGCUUCCUGUUCACUCUGCCAUAAACUACAGGGGCUGGACUCCAACCUUGCUCUCCCCCCUUUAAACCCCACUCUCCUCGGCUGUCAUCUCCGUCUCCCUCCCCUCCGCCUCCCCCCCCCUCAGUCAAUACAACACUUCACUGGACUUCAAUAGGACUGCAUCACUAACGAGUUUACUGCCGUAGCAACACUCUCCCCGUGGACACAUCGGCGCAUGUUCUGUAACACAUGGGCAACACAGCAACGGUUUUAACUUUCUACGUUCGAGCGAAUAACCAAACACAACACACAGGGCUUUUAUACUUACAGAUGCUGCAGGGGGGCCUUGGGCUCAAUCAAUGUUUUUAUCCUAAUGCACUCAACCAUCAAAGAUGCAAUAGCCUGGAUACACUAAAAAAGUGUAAUGUAUGGCCCAUAACCUAUUGUGUCAAGAUCAUAUCAACCUG
Gadus macrocephalus (Pacific cod) is the source of this 2347-nucleotide messenger RNA. It is a transcript of the gene atf7a, whose product is annotated as activating transcription factor 7a. The coding region runs from base 6 to 1673 and encodes 555 amino acids. Lineage: Eukaryota; Metazoa; Chordata; Actinopteri; Gadiformes; Gadidae. The record is from RefSeq and is a predicted model, not a curated record. Gene Ontology annotation, biological process: regulation of transcription by RNA polymerase II. Gene Ontology annotation, molecular function: cAMP response element binding; DNA-binding transcription factor activity, RNA polymerase II-specific. The transcript is spliced from 12 exons.